This is a messenger RNA of Pochonia chlamydosporia 170, 1158 nucleotides long. Its product is annotated as beta-lactamase. Bases 1 to 1158 code for a protein of 385 amino acids. The record is from RefSeq and is a predicted model, not a curated record. NCBI's taxonomy places the organism in Eukaryota, Fungi, Ascomycota, Sordariomycetes, Hypocreales, Clavicipitaceae. The transcript has a single exon.
AUGGCCAAAGUACAAGGAUCCUAUGAUGAAGCCUUUGACGACGUUAAGAAGCUGAUGCAGCAAUACCUUGAUGCUGGCGAAGAAGUUGGUGCCUCUAUAUAUGUGGACUGGAAGGGAAAAGGUGUGGUGAACCUCUGGGGCGGAUUCUGCGGAGAGGACCAGACCCGUCCGUGGACUGAAGACACAAUCACCAAUGUGUGGUCCCUCAGCAAGACGGUGACAAAUCUUGCCGCCUUGAUGUUAGCGGACCGUGGCUUGAUAGAUUUGGACGAGAAUGUUGCCAAGUACUGGCCAGAAUUUGGCGCGAAUGGCAAAGACAACAUCAAGGUACGACAUAUCUUGGCCCAUACCUCUGGUGUAUCUGGAUGGGAUCAACCGAUUUCUCUCGAGGAUUUGUACGACCCAGAGAGAUCAGCCUCGCUGUUGGCAAAGCAAGCUCCUUGGUGGGACCCUGGUACCGCGUCUGGAUAUCAUGCCCUCAACCAGGGCCAUCUAGUUGGCGAGCUGGUCAGGCGAGUUACUGGAAAAUCGUUGAAGAAGUUCAUUUCAGACGAGAUCAGCAAACCACUCGGUGCCGACUUUCAACUUGGAGCCAAAGAGUCAGACUGGCCACGCAUUUCUCAUGUAAUCCCUCCUGACGUAACCGAAAUAGGGGCAGGCUUGAAAGCGCUUGAUCCCAAUCAACCUGCAUUCAAGACCUUCACCGGUCCUCCCCCAGACGCAGCAGCAGCCAACACCACUGGGUGGAGGAAUGCCGAGAUCGGUGCGGCCAAUGGCCACGGUAAUGCUCGCUCUGUUGUGCAAAUUUUGUCUACGAUUUCUCUUGGAGGAGAAAGCCAGGGCGUUCGGCUUUUGUCACCGGAGACGGUUGAACGAAUUUUCGAGGAGCAGGCCAACGGGGUAGAUCUGGUCCUCGGCUUACCUCUCCGACUCGGUAUCGGCUAUGGGCUGCCAAAUGCUUCGGUGCCGCAUCUUCCUGAGGGUCGGGUGUGUUAUUGGGGAGGAUGGGGUGGCUCCGCCAUCAUUAUGGAUGUUGAUAGGGGGUUGACAAUUGGCUAUGUCAUGAACAAGAUGGCUCCUGAGACAUUGGGUUCGGCACGGGGCCUGAGCUAUGUUCGUUCGAUUUACAAUGUGAUCAACAAGGCGAAGAGCGGGUAG